Molecule: messenger RNA, 1814 nt
Organism: Eruca vesicaria subsp. sativa (arugula)
Lineage: Eukaryota; Viridiplantae; Streptophyta; Magnoliopsida; Brassicales; Brassicaceae
Source: the annotation of a GenBank genome assembly
AUGUCAUGUAACCCCGUCUCAAGGGAAGGAACAAAGCAUCAGAUAGGAGAAAAAAAAGCUUCUUUCUCCCUCUAUCUCUUUCCUGCACGUAGCUGUAACGCUAAAAACAGAGCAAGAGGGAAGGAGGAGGAGGAGAGGGUAAGGAUAGGGUCGUGCGUGUCAACGAGAGGAGGUGCUGGACGAGAUGCCUCGAAGAGGCUCCCGUCUCAGCACCUAAGCGGAAGCUUAACCUCUUCUGGAUACGUUGCCGGAGAUCCAUCGGAUCAACAAUCCGAUGUUGUAGGGAAGAAAGGGCUGUUCAAGUCAAAGCCACGUACUCCCGUUGACCUCGUUCGUCAGACUCGCGAUCUCCUUCUCUACUCCCAUCGCUCCAUUUCCUCUUUGCCUGAUUCUUCCAAACCCGAUGAAAAGAUGGUGGAGCUAAGUAGGAACAUACGUGAAAUGAAGUUCAUUCUCUAUGGAAACAGUGAGGCCGAGCCUGUGGCUGAAGCUUGUGCUCAAUUGACUCAAGAGUUCUUUAGAGAGGAUACUCUACGUCUCUUGAUCACUUGUCUACCUAAUCUCACCUUGGAGACAAGGAAAGAUGCUACACAAGUUGUUGCAAAUCUACAGAGGCAGCAAGUCAAUUAUAAGUUGAUUGCUUCUGAUUAUCUUGAAGCCAAUCUUGAUCUCAUGGAUGUUUUGAUACAAGGCUUUGAGAACAUAGACAUGGCUUUACAUUAUGGUUCUAUGUUUAGGGAGUGCAUCCGCCAUCAGAUUGUUGCCAAAUAUGUUUUGGAGUCUGAGCACGUGAAGAAGUUCUUUGAUUACAUACAGCUUGCUAAUUUCGACAUUGCUGCUGAUGCAGCUGCAACUUUUAAGGAACUGCUAACAAGACAUAAGUCUACUGUUGCCGAGUUUCUAACCAAGAAUGAAGACUGGUUUUUUGCGGACUACAACUCAAAGCUUCUUGAAUCAGUAAAUUAUGUAACCAGACGGCAAGCUAUUAAGUUGUUGGGUGAUAUAUUACUGGAUCGAUCAAAUUCAGCUGUGAUGACUAAAUAUGUGAGCUCAAUGGAUUACUUAAUGAUUCUCAUGAAUCUUCUCAGGGAGUCAAGCAAGAGCAUCCAGAUAGAAGCAUUCCACGUUUUCAAGCUGUUUGUGGCGAACCAAAACAAGCCUGCAGAGAUAGUCAACAUUCUAGUGACUAACAGAAGCAAGCUUCUGAGAUUGCUUGCUGAUUUGAAACCAGACAAAGAUGACGAGAGGUUUGAAGCAGACAAAAGUCAGGUCUUGAGAGAAAUUUCAUCCCUUGAGAUGCAAGAUCUUGCUUGAAUCAACCAACAGAAACCGUCCUUCCUUUGUAAACAUUCGAAAGACAUUUUUGAAGCUUCGAAGUUUGUUUGUUUGUUGUUGUCUUCUUUUAUUAGGUAAAACCAAUCUCUUUCAUUUUCUCUUACACACAAAAUACAGACAACAUAUUUAUUUGAUUUAAUCACUUGUACACUGUUUCACUGUGAUGAAAUAAAACGGAUUUGUUUAUAAGUUCACAUGUACACAUCGUGAAGGUGUAAGUGAGCAUCAAGAGACUCACCUUCCAACAACUUUUAAACCUCAAAUUUAUUUAAUCUCUAAUCAGUUACUCUCUAAUCCUUACACUAACUAUCUCUAUGCGUAUUGAGAUCGACCAUUGUUUCCAAGCUGAGUCAUCUUGGCAGAUUCCUAUGUUUUCCUUCUAUUUAUGGACUACACACCAAGUAAACGCUUCGAGCACGGCUGCGACUAAGCCCAGCGUUAUAAUUAUAGCGGUGAAAGCGUUUCUUCACUGCUUCUCA